CCUUUACAUUCUGGUAAAUGGUGCUGACAGAAGAUCUACUGAGAAUAUAUUUUAUUCUAACAGGCGCUGAGGAAAAAUACUUUGCGAAUGGGAUGAAUACACAAGCAGUGACUGCCUGCAGCAGCUUGCUGACUCACUUUAACUAGCUGGAGCACUGACCUAGUGAUGUUUCCAUUUCUACUUUACCCCAUUUGAGUUUGCCUGUCUUAACUGGGCAAAGAAAUUCAAAGUGGAGUACCGUAAACUUGAUAUGGAUAGUAAAAAGAAAGAGAAGGACAAACCGGAUGAUAGAAUGGCAAGGCCUAGUGGACGGUCGAGUCACAAUCCACGAGGCAGCAGCUCUUCAAAUUCUGGAGUGCUAAUGGUUGGACCUAACUUUAGGGUUGGAAAAAAAAUUGGAUGUGGCAACUUUGGAGAGCUACGAUUAGGAAAAAAUUUGUAUACAAAUGAAUAUGUGGCAAUUAAGCUGGAGCCAAUGAAGUCUAGGGCACCACAGCUGCACUUGGAAUACAGAUUCUACAAGCAAUUAGGAUCUGGAGAUGGAAUACCUCAGGUUUACUAUUUUGGCCCUUGUGGUAAAUAUAAUGCCAUGGUGCUGGAACUACUGGGACCUAGUUUGGAAGAUUUAUUUGACUUGUGUGAUAGGACUUUUUCUCUGAAAACUGUUCUUAUGAUAGCCAUACAGUUGAUUUCUCGAAUGGAAUAUGUUCAUUCAAAGAACUUAAUAUACAGAGAUGUAAAACCUGAAAACUUCUUAAUAGGACGACCAGGAAACAAAACUCAACAAAUUAUUCAUAUUAUAGAUUUUGGUUUGGCAAAAGAAUAUAUAGAUCCAGAGACAAAGAAGCACAUACCAUACCGAGAACACAAAAGCCUUACAGGAACUGCUAGAUACAUGAGUAUAAAUACACAUUUAGGAAAAGAGCAAAGUAGAAGAGAUGAUUUGGAAGCUUUAGGUCAUAUGUUCAUGUAUUUUUUAAGAGGCAGCCUUCCAUGGCAGGGUUUAAAGGCAGAUACGUUGAAAGAACGGUAUCAGAAAAUUGGUGACACAAAGAGAGCAACUCCCAUAGAAGUACUGUGUGAAAAUUUUCCAGAGGAAAUGGCUACAUAUCUUCGUUAUGUGAGAAGACUAGAUUUCUUUGAAAAACCAGACUAUGACUACUUAAGAAAGCUGUUUACAGACUUGUUCGAUCGGAAGGGCUAUAUGUUUGAUUAUGAAUAUGACUGGAUCGGUAAGCAGCUGCCUACUCCAGUGGGUUCAAUCCAUUCAGAUCCUGCCGUAUCUUCCAACAGAGAAGCACAUCCACACAGAGAUAAGAUGCAACAGUCCAAAAAUCAGUCGACAGACCACAGGGCAGCUUGGGACCCCCAUCAGGCCAACCCCCAUCACUUGAGAGCUCACCUAUCAGCUGACAGACAUGGUGGCUCGGUACAGGUUGUAAGCUCGACAAACGGAGAACUAAACACUGAUGACCCUACUGCAGGCCGUUCAAAUGCACCCAUCACAGCUCCUACAGAAGUAGAAGUAAUGGAUGAAACUAACUGCCAGAAAGUGUUGAACAUGUGGUGCUGCUGUUUUUUCAAGCGAAGGAAAAGGAAAACCAUUCAGCGUCACAAGUGACUUUGGAAGAAGACAGAUCAUGGGGAAUUACUUACUUGCUCAUCUGCUGUCUUGUGAAAGUCAUCUCUAAUGACCACAUGUCUUUCCAGCACCCCUCUUUCAACGAGAAGGUCAUAAAUACAUGGUUUGGUUUGGUUGUCCAACUUUCAUAUUUUAUUUUGGAUCAUCUCUCCUGGAAGCUUUAAAGCUAUAUCAACAUGAGUACCGAUUUGACCACUAAGAUACUGGACCAAUGAGAAACAAAUGCUGCUUUUUCCUCAGCAAAACUAAACUGUUACAGAAAACACUAGCUGAAGACUAGAUAUUUCAUAAACCUGGCAUGUACUGAGGUUUUUGUGAUGCCAUACUGAAAGCAAUUGAUUUCCAAAUGAACAAUACAAAUGAAAACAUAAUUUACCCAAGCACUUAAAAUAAGUCUUGUUUUGAGAUUUCUUUUGUCAGUAACAACUGCAUUGAUUUUCUCCCUCUACAUUGUUUUGAUGGUACUGCAUUUGCAAAUUCCCAUUAAAUCCUGUCAGAAAACAUGGUACAGCCUGCUCAGUGGUACCGAAACAAGCAA
This is a messenger RNA of Euleptes europaea (tarantolino), 2180 nucleotides long. RefSeq names its product casein kinase 1 gamma 3 (gene CSNK1G3). The record is from RefSeq and is a predicted model, not a curated record. The transcript has 13 exons. NCBI's taxonomy places the organism in Eukaryota, Metazoa, Chordata, Lepidosauria, Squamata, Sphaerodactylidae. Gene Ontology annotation, molecular function: ATP binding; protein serine/threonine kinase activity. Gene Ontology annotation, cellular component: nucleus; cytoplasm; plasma membrane. The coding region runs from base 251 to 1621 and encodes 456 amino acids. Gene Ontology annotation, biological process: peptidyl-serine phosphorylation; signal transduction; positive regulation of canonical Wnt signaling pathway.